Molecule: messenger RNA, 1734 nt
Organism: Impatiens glandulifera
Lineage: Eukaryota; Viridiplantae; Streptophyta; Magnoliopsida; Ericales; Balsaminaceae
Product: protein trichome birefringence-like 1
Exons: 5
Coding region: 49-1584 (511 amino acids)
Cellular component (GO): Golgi apparatus
Molecular function (GO): O-acetyltransferase activity
Source: RefSeq, a predicted model, not a curated record
GACAAGUGACAUUCAUCCACGUCCUCUCUCCUUCUCUCUUCUUCUUCAAUGACAAAACCACCGCCAUUACUAUCGCCGGGAAGAUCACGGCCACCGGCGCCAUCGCCGACAACCGAAAAACACUUUUCAUCACUAAGAGGCAUUAACCCCAUAAUAGAACUAACCAAUAAGCUCUUCUCUCCCACCUUUUCUUCUUCUUUAAGGAUCCGGAGCUCUAUUGUUUUCGCUUAUGGGUUCGGCCUCUGCUUCGCCAUUGUUCUAUGCAUUCUCUUAUUCGUCUUCAACACCUACCACUCUCCCCUUCUACUCAAACCCAGAUCUCAUAAACUCUCUUCUCUUCAAUCCCCAAUCGCCACCGAAGAAUCUCACCACCCAACCCUUCCAUUUUCCCUCAACAACGAGAAAUUAUAUUCCAUGAAGAUGGGGGCUCCCUCUGCUUUUAGUAACGAGAUAUUCAACAACCCAAUUGCAGACGAGAAAGAGAAUGGAAAAAAUGGAGAAAUUCGGUUGGAUCUGAUGAAGAAAUGCAAUAUGUAUAACGGGAAUUGGGUUAGAGAUGAUGAUGAUGAUUUAUACCCACUUUAUCCAGCUGGAAGUUGUCCAUACAUUGAUGAACAAUUCAACUGUUAUCUUAAUGGUAGAAGAGAUAAUGGGUAUGAGAAACUCAGGUGGCAGCCCAACGGCUGCAACAUUCCAAGGUUGAAUGGUAAGAAGAUGUUGAAGUUAUUAAAGGGAAAGAGAUUGGUGUAUGUUGGUGAUUCUCUAAACAGGAAUAUGUGGGAAUCAAUGGUUUGUAUCUUAAGAAAUUCUGUGGAGGAUAAAAGCAAAGUGUUUGAAGCUUCUGGUAGAAACGAAUUCCGAUCGGAGGGUUGGUACUCUUUCGUGUUUGCCGAUUACAACUGCUCCGUUGAGUUUUUUAAAUCUACAUUUUUGGUUCAAGAAUGGGAAUCAAAAGGAAUAGACGGUUCCAAGAAGCUAACACUUCGUCUCGACAUAUUAGAAAGAUCAUCCGAUAGCUAUAGAGGUGCAGAUAUUCUGGUUUUCAAUACGGGUCAUUGGUGGACUCGUCGGAGAACAUCAAGAGGGAAAGGUUAUUUUCAAGAAGGCAGCAUUGUCUAUAACAAGUUGAAUAUAAGAACCGCAUUUGCUAAAGCAAUGAAGACAUGGACGAAUUGGGUCGACACCAAUGUAGAUCCCACCAAGAGUACGGUUUUCUUUAGGGGAUAUUCCCCGGCUCAUUUCAGGGGUGGAAAGUGGGAUUCAGGUGGAAAAUGCGAUAAAGAAACAGAACCAAUAAAGAAUGAAUCGAGUCUUUCUGAAUAUCCAUUAAAAAUGAGAAUUCUGGAGCAAGUUAUUGAACAGAUGAAGACUCCUAUUGUUUAUUUGAAUAUUUCGACUAUGACUGAUUAUCGUAAAGAUGCACAUCCAUCGAUUUACAGGAAGAGUAAUGUUUCGACAACAGCAGAAGAAAUUAGGUUAUCCAUGAUAAACCAAGAUUGUAGCCAUUGGUGCUUACCGGGUGUUCCUGAUGUUUGGAAUGAACUCAUAUAUGCUCACCUCUUGAUAAAGCAUUAUGACUCAUGAGUAACAAAAACACAAACAAUACCUAGCAAAUGAAGGUCUGUUUCGAUUUUCGAAAACAACAAUGGAAUCGAUUGAUACUAUUUAGAAUUGUAAUAUUCUUAGUGAAUUCUCCAUACGUGAUGUAUGUAUGGAUUAAGUUUAUUAGUUGGA